Messenger RNA from Myripristis murdjan (pinecone soldierfish), 2478 nucleotides. RefSeq names its product ring finger protein 13 (gene rnf13). Gene Ontology annotation, molecular function: zinc ion binding. NCBI's taxonomy places the organism in Eukaryota, Metazoa, Chordata, Actinopteri, Holocentriformes, Holocentridae. The coding region runs from base 290 to 1453 and encodes 387 amino acids. The transcript is spliced from 10 exons. The record is from RefSeq and is a predicted model, not a curated record.
AAGCUAGCGAGCGGAUUAAUGUUGACACUCUGUCGCACUGAUCCGCCGUCCAAACGGAAUGAAGCGCUGCCACAUCCUCGGCGCUGUGUAUUUCCCGCUGCACACGCAGUGAAACACGGUGAUGUCAGUGGCCGCGGCUGAAUUCCCAGACGAGACAAAAGUUGUGACAGUUUUAAAGGUGUGACAGCACCAGGUGGUGUACGGGGGUCUCUUUGCAGGCCGGUGUGUGCAGUUGUGUGUGUAUGCGAGUGCGUGUGUAUGUGCGUGAGCCUCGCAACGUGAUGCCAAGAUGCUCCUGUCCCUGGGCAUGCUGAUGCUGUCGGCCACGCAGAUCUACACCAUCUUCACCGUGCAGCUCUUUGCCUUCCUCAACCUGCUGCCUGUUGAGGCUGACAUCACUGCUUACUCAUUUGACAACAAAACAGGGAACUUUGAUGACCUGCCUGCACGCUUCGGCUAUCGGCUGCCCAGUGAUGGACUGAAGGGCUUCCUGAUCGGAGCACGUCCAGAAAACGCAUGCGAGCCCAUCGAGCCGCCACCCCCAAGGGACAACCUGACGGGCGCCUUCAUCGUCCUCAUCAAGCGCUUUGACUGCAACUUCGACAUCAAGGUCCUCAAUGCCCAAAAAGCCGGAUACAGGGCAGCCAUUGUUCACAAUGUGGACUCUGAUGACUUAAUCAGCAUGGGAUCCAAUGAUUUGGAUGUUAUGAAGCAGAUAGACAUUCCAUCUGUGUUUGUGAGCGAGGAGACUGCCAACUCGCUGAAAGAAGACUACACAUAUGACAAGGGGGGUCAUGUGGUGCUCAUGCCAGACUUCAGCCUGCCGUUGGAAUACUACUUGAUCCCCUUCCUCAUUAUCGUGGGAAUCUGCCUCAUCCUCAUUGUUGUUUUCAUGAUCACCAAGUUUGUCCAGGAUCGACACAGGGCUCGCAGGAGCCGCCUGCGUAAAGACCAGCUGAAGAAACUUCCCAUCCACAAGUACAAGAAAGGCGACACCUACGACGUCUGCGCCAUCUGCUUGGAUGAGUAUGAAGAAGGAGACAAACUGCGAGUGCUGCCAUGCUCUCAUGCCUACCACAGUAAGUGUGUGGACCCCUGGCUGACCAAAACUAAGAAGACAUGUCCGGUGUGCAAGCAGAAGGUGGUUCCAUCGCAGGGUGACUCAGACUCCGAUUCGGAGGAGGGAGAGAGUGGCCCGGAGGAGAACGAAGAGGUGUCUGAAAGCACCCCGCUCCUGCGCUCUCUGGCCUCCACCAGCGCCCACUCCUUCGGCACCAUGUCGGGAGCAUCACGCUCCGAGCAAGAGCAGGAGUCCUCCGAGUACGAGGACGACGAGCUGGACAGCAGCGACAGCGAGGAAGAGGUGACGGUGGAGACGGUGGUGGUCCAGCUGCAGCAGCCCUGCUCCGAAGGCCAAGACCGGGACCACGACCACAACCUGCCCUGCGCUUGACUUGAGCAACGUGACGGCUGGACUGCCUGCUCUCUGGGCUCCACCUCCCCAACCUCAUCCACCAAGGCUCACAGCAUCAGAGACUCACGCUGGGGGCUCCAAUAAAACACAUCUAAUUGUUCAAGUCUGUCUGUCACUGCUUCACAUAUAUUUUAAUGUAUCCUCCCCAAAAGUGGAAAGAGUGUUGACAGUGCGAUGUACAGUAGACUGUUAUACUGUACUGGUUAGUCACUCUAAGGCUGAUGUACAGUGUCCUCCAGACACUGUAGGAGAGCUCCCAAGUUUCUGCACACAAGGUAGUGCUUGACUCAAGCCUGAGGGAAAGCAUUUGUGUAUAUAAAAUGUAUAGAUCACCACAAGUUACAUCAAUACCUUUGAUUAUCUUGUAGCCUACAUGUGUCUCACGUCCGGGAGGUUUCAUUAUUGUAUAUACAUGAUCAUGCUGCAUAGACAGAUCUCAAUAAAAGCGCUAUGCAGCAUAUUUUUUUGUAAAAUCAAACUGAAAUUUUCCAUGAGUUAGAAGCAUUUAAAAGUACCAGACUAUGGUUUUGCCAAUUUAUUUCUAGGCUGAUAUCUUAGAGCCUAGAGGCGUGUUUUGUGCCACGACUGACCUGUUACAUUGAUCCACACUGAAAGAAGCAAAAGCCAAAGGCUGUGUUCUGUGGUUCUGCUGGUUGAAAGGGAUGAGACGCUUCUUUUCAGUAGUAACUGUGUCCACUGUGCUGCGACACACUUCCAACAAACUUCAUUUGGCUGCUCCAGACCUUUCAUCUUGACAUGAGCCGUUAUUGGUUGACAGGCCUUGCGAUAUGCAUUUGGCUGACUGGAUCUCAUUUUAAUACGGUUAAGUAGUAAAUACUUUACAUGUGAUUUCUUUUUCUAACAUAGCUUGAACUGUUUUUUGUUGACAAAUCCCGUUGCCUUUCUUUUGCAGUUGAUGUAUUUUGUCUUGUAAAUGUUUUAUGCUCACCUAUGUCUGUACUCAGUAUAAUUUCACUUCAAUAAAAGGAAACAACACAAGUUUA